GCAGAUACCGGCGCCGCGGGACGGAAGCCAGCGGGAUCGGAGCCGCGCGGAUGGCCGGGGCGAGCGAGGUCUGAGCUCCGCUCGCUGAGACGUGACCAUGUGGAUUCAACAGCUUCUAGGACUCAGUUCCAUGUCCCUCCGCUGGCCGGGCUGCGCGCUGGGAAGCCAUGCCUGGAUCCUGAUCGCCAUGUUUCAGCUCGCCAUGGACCUGCCCGCCUGCGAGGCGCUGGGCCCCGGCCCCGAGUUCCGGCUGCUGCCCCGGCCCUCGCCCCGGCCGCCCCGCCUGUGGAGUUUUAAGAGUGGACAGCCGGCCCGGACCCCCGCGCCCGUGUGGAGCCCCCGCCCUGCCCGCGUGGAGCGCAGUCACGGGCAGAUGCCGAGUCCCCGCGCCAAACGGGCGCACAGACCCCGGGACCAGGUGGCCGCCCUGGGGCCCAAAGGGGGGCUCGCCAAGACCCCGGCCGCUGCCAAACCCAGCCCUUCCCUGGGCCCUGCGCCCUCCUCGGCGUCGCCCCCCGUGGGCAGUGGGGCCCUCACGGACCAGCAGGCCCUGCUGAGGAGGGGCCGGAGGCAGCUGCCCGCCGCGUUCAACAGCUUCGAUCUGCACCUCCGCGGCAGCAGGCCCACCACGGAGGCCGAGUUCAUCGCGUGGGGGCCCACGGGGGAGGAGGAGGCCCUGGCGGCCAACACGAUUCCCGACGGCCCCACCACCGUCUCCUACUUCCAGACGCGGAAGACCACCGUGGCCGUGGCCACCACCGCCGCCACGGCCACCACGGCCACCGCCCUGACGCUGCAGACCAGGGGGGUCACCGCGCCCCUGGACCCCAGGAACAGGGUCCCGGCUGGGCUCAGCACCACGGAGCCUUCCACCAGUCCCAGCAGAGACAGCGGCAGAGACACCAAGCCCCCGCGGAUUCUGGGGGAGACCUCAGGCCUGGCCGUCCAUCAGAUCGUCACCAUCACCGUCUCCCUCAUCAUGGUCAUAGCUGCUCUGAUCACAACUCUUGUCUUAAAAAACUGCUGCGCGCAGAGCGGGCACCCCCGCAGGAACGGCCGCCCGCGGAAGAUGGACCAGCAGGAGGAGAGCUGCCAGAACCUGACGGACUUCCCGCCGGCGCGCGUGCCCAGCAGCCUGGACAUCUUCACGGCCUACAGCGAGGGCCUGCAGUGCUCCCACGAGUGCGUGCGCGCCUCCGUGCCCGCCUACGCCGACGAGACGCUGCGCUCCGUGGGCGAGUACAAGUCCACGUUCAACGGGAACCGGCCCUCCUCUUCGGAUCGGCACCUCAUUCCCGUGGCCUUCGUGUCUGAGAAGUGGUUCGAGAUCUCCUGCUGACUGGCAAAGCCUUUUUUACCUCCUGGGGGCAGGGCGGACGCCGUGUGUCUGUGUCACGGAUCCCGUGGGUGAACCUGUAAAAAACUCAACUACACUGACAAACCCAAAACUACACUAUGUGAGGGAGGCUCACGCACUCCCACCGCUGUGUGCCGGCGGGGACUCGGAGCAGGACGCCAGAGGCCAAAUAUAUUUUUAUAGAGAAGCUCGCGCCUACGGGGCUGCCCUCCCCCAGCACCAGAGGACGAGGGGAGAACGCCAGCCGGACCGGAGGCCGAGGCAGCAGGCCCAGCGCAGAAGCGGACGCCCCCGGGGAGGCGGGCGCUGUCCACGCUUCUGACUGUGCCGACAAUACCGUUAUGUGCCAUGCAGGACCCGAGGGACCUGGUGAACCGCCGAGCCACGCGCGCCCGCGUGGGAAUCUCACGGGAAGCAGGGCUGGGCAUCCCUUCCGCAGAGUCACUGUUUCUGGGGAAUAUCGAUGUAUAUAAAUAUAUAAACACACACACACA
Molecule: messenger RNA, 1851 nt
Organism: Myotis myotis
Lineage: Eukaryota; Metazoa; Chordata; Mammalia; Chiroptera; Vespertilionidae
Gene: AJAP1
Product: adherens junctions associated protein 1
Exons: 6
Coding region: 98-1339 (413 amino acids)
Cellular component (GO): adherens junction; cytoplasmic side of plasma membrane; plasma membrane
Molecular function (GO): beta-catenin binding
Source: RefSeq, a predicted model, not a curated record